AUGUCGCCAGGACGACAUCGUGCAACUGUGUCGCUGGGCGUUGUGCUCAUGCCGUCUUCCAGCAUCCAGUCGUUGACAGGGCUGUUGGCAUGCCUUCGCCAGUCUCGAUGUAGUUCAUGCCCCCCCUCCACGCCCCGUGGUUCUGUACCAGCAUUCCGCAAUCCCACCGCAUGUGGCCGAGCCGUGUCAAUUCGAAUGUGCAGCCAUUGUUGCUCCCGAGUGAACUCGAGUUUGUGUCCCUUCGAGAUGGGUCAUUGCUGCAGAUCUGGAUUUAUCGAAAGUCUUAGUUCUGGUUGUGUUCUCAUCCAGACCUUCGAAACUGUUUUCUCCUACAAGCCACUUCAGGCAGAGACCAUUUGCGUGUAA
Molecule: messenger RNA, 366 nt
Organism: Protopolystoma xenopodis
Lineage: Eukaryota; Metazoa; Platyhelminthes; Monogenea; Polystomatidea; Polystomatidae
Source: the annotation of a GenBank genome assembly